AUGGCGACAACAGCUCAGUAUAUUCCGAGGAAUAACUCCUUACCGUCCAACCCGCUCAUGCAUCCGGAUUCGGAUAGGAUGCACCAGGGGACGACCUACAGAGAAGUGCAGAAAAUGAUGCACCACGAGUACUUGCAAGGGCUAGCGGCUACCAACACGGGACACCCGAUGAGCCUGACGCACCACCAGUGGCUGCCCACAUCCAACACCGACUGGACCAGCGGCACCCACAUCGGGCAGCAGGAGCACAAAGCCAGCGUGCAAGCGAGCCGGGAGGACCUAAGCAGCGGCUUCCACCACAGAUCUCACCUGGUGCACCAGCAGACGCAGAGUGGUCACCAUGGCUCAUGGGCGCCGACCACGACGCACCACUUAUCUCCACUGUCCCCUGCAUCCAACGGUCACCAGUCCCUGGUCUACUCACAGCCUGGAUACACGAACCUCAACGCGAUGCUGAGUCCCCAGCCCGGCUCCCUGCACCAUGGCAUGCGGGACCCGCUGCACGACGACUCGGGCAGCCACGACAACCAAAUGGAGUCGCCCCAGCAGGCGUUCAGCCACCACCAGGACCACUCGGACGAGGACGCGCCCAGCUCCGACGACCUGGAGCAGUUCGCCAAGCAGUUCAAGCAGCGGCGGAUCAAACUGGGCUUUACGCAGGCGGACGUGGGCUUGGCUUUGGGCACCCUGUAUGGAAACGUCUUUUCUCAGACCACUAUCUGCAGGUUCGAGGCGUUGCAGCUCAGCUUCAAGAACAUGUGCAAACUUAAGCCGCUCCUAAACAAGUGGCUGGAGGAGACAGACUCAAACACUGGCAGUCCCACCAAUUUGGACAAGAUUGCUGCGCAGGGCAGGAAACGAAAGAAGAGGACCUCGAUUGAAGUGGGGGUGAAGGGGGCGCUGGAAAACCAUUUCUUAAAAUGCCCAAAGCCAUCUGCUCAUGAAAUCACCACUUUAGCCGGCACUCUUCAGUUGGAAAAAGAGGUUGUCCGUGUUUGGUUUUGCAACAGAAGACAAAAAGAGAAAAGAAUGACACCAGUGGGGGUCCCUCACCCGAAUAUGGAGGACGUAUAUUCUCAAGCAGAGACCCCUCCUCUACACCACACACUACAGAGUCCUGUGCAGUGACUGUUUUCAUGAACAAUCUAAGCAUUUCCGGGGGGGAUAGAAAAGGGAAAGGGACUAUGGAGUUUACAGUAUUUAAGUUUGGCUUUUGUUUUCCUGAGAGAAAAGAGACAUGGAAAAGUUGGACAGAUGAUUUUUGUCCUUAGUGUCCGGGGAUCGUCAUGUCCAAGAAAUAGAUGGCAUGAGGGAAAAUGUUAACAAAAAAAUAAAAAAGAAUAAUAAUAAUAAAAAAAAAGAAGAAAAAAAAUAAGCAUUCGCUAAUUAAUUGAUUCCGUGCGCAAUUAAAAUGAAACAAAGAUCUUUAUUUACCAAAAUUCUAUGGAGGAGACUUGCAUAUAAAGUAAAUUUGAUAUCCCAUGGCUAUUCAAAAGAGGAGCAAUUAAAUGUGGCGAGUGAGGCCAUCUCCUCUUGGUGCACCAUGAACUGUUGGCGCUCACUGGUAAGAGGUGACUGCCUAAAAACGAUUAACACUGGAGACGAAUAGCCAACACUGAAUGAACAUUUUGCUUUUCAGGCUUAAACUGAUUAACCAUAUUUCUAAUUCUUAGUCUAUACUUUCUUUGUUAUAUUAAGUGUGAUGUUUUGGUUUGGAAAUACUUUAACUUCAGUGUCUCUCUUACAGCAAACAGUGUCUUUGAUUUCUUUCAUUAUUUGCUAUGUACUGUAACUCAUCAGAACAGCCUCCUAAUUACCUUUUCUGUUGACUCAGUGACCGGAGGAGUUGGUGGUGGAAAGGUGAUGGAAAUUAAAGCACCCGAAGACGAAAAUCCUCAUAAUUAACGUCAGAUGCGUUUCAGAUAAUGUCGAAUGCAACAGGACAUCUAAGUUCUGACAGCCUUAAAAAAAUAUUCAAAGCUUUGCAGCUGAUCACGUCGAAAUUUGCAGACAGCAACAGCCACUAAAAGGGCAAUAUGGAUUCUAAACACGGAUUUUCUUGUCAUUUUUUUUUUCAGGGGGGGUGUUUUAAAAUUAUUGUUUUCUUUGCAUGGAGCACUUAAUCUUUCGUUGAUAUUAUUAUUGCAAUUUUAUAUUUGUUCAUAAAAUUGUGAGUAUAACUGAUUUCAAUAGGCUCAUACACAAUAAAUCCAUGUUUACAGGUUCCUGGUAUCACCACAGAGCGCUGUCAGCUUACGCUGCUUACUGCCUAUUAGCCUGUUCUAUUCCAAACACAGAUUUAAAGAGAGAUUGGUCAAAAUACGAAAUGAAAUAUCUCAGGUAACUUCAGUGCCCCAUGUCGGAGUAUCACGUUGUACACUCUUAUUUUGUAUUUCCUCUGUGUUCUCAUAAGUUUUGUUCUGUAGAAAGAAUCAGCCACACCGUUUCCUUUGUCCCAUAUCCAUUGUAUUAUAUCAAAACGCUGUAUUCGCAGAAAAGAAAAUAAUUCCUUAAAAUGGAGCGAUGAAGGGACUUACUUUAGAUAUAUUUAUUUUUUCUGAUCUGAAAGGAAAACUGAAAAAAACUCGUGCGUUGUGUGUCAUUUCUCAAUGUUGGACAGUCCAAAAGCCUACAGCAGUGGUAUUCAAUACAAAUGAGGGAAACAAGAUUUUUUUUUCUCCUUUUUUUUUCCAAGAAAAAAAAAAAGAUAAUAAUGAUUAAAAAAAAAAAAGGAUUUUAGAGAAAAUGUUGCCAGGAUUAUUUCCGAUAUGUAAAUAUGUCCAAUAUGUAAACUUGUAUUUGUUCUGAGAUAUUGUUUUGUUUUUGUUUCUUUCCGGGCAGUUUUGUACACUUACUAAUUCCAAGAAGAUAUUUUAAUAUGAUUUCAUUUAUGAAUCUGACCAUUUAUAUAUAUAUUUAUUUCUUAAAUGUGUUUGGAGCUUUUUGUUUGGCUCUGUUAAUGGUUAUGUUGCAGUGGAUUUCAAUAUGUUUUUUUGUUUACUACAUUGGUUGUA
Molecule: messenger RNA, 3014 nt
Organism: Myripristis murdjan (pinecone soldierfish)
Lineage: Eukaryota; Metazoa; Chordata; Actinopteri; Holocentriformes; Holocentridae
Gene: pou3f1
Product: POU class 3 homeobox 1
Exons: 1
Coding region: 1-1128 (375 amino acids)
Biological process (GO): brain development; regulation of transcription by RNA polymerase II
Cellular component (GO): nucleus
Molecular function (GO): RNA polymerase II cis-regulatory region sequence-specific DNA binding; DNA-binding transcription factor activity, RNA polymerase II-specific
Source: RefSeq, a predicted model, not a curated record